Molecule: messenger RNA, 717 nt
Organism: Phytophthora sojae
Lineage: Eukaryota; Oomycota; Peronosporomycetes; Peronosporales; Peronosporaceae
Exons: 1
Coding region: 1-717 (238 amino acids)
Biological process (GO): protein modification process
Cellular component (GO): cytoplasm
Molecular function (GO): protein-L-isoaspartate (D-aspartate) O-methyltransferase activity
Source: RefSeq, a predicted model, not a curated record
AUGUCGUUUUGGCCGUGCAACUCGUCGAGCAACGAGGGCUUGGUCAAGAACUUGAAGCGCACGGGCGUCAUCAGCUCGGACGCUGUGUUCGAUGCGAUGGUCAAGACGGAUCGGGCCAAGUACCUGGCGCAGAUCGAGACGCCCGACGGAGGCCACGUGGGCGAGUUGCAAGCGUACCAAGACGUCCCGCACCCGAUCGGCUACCACCAGACCAUCUCAGCUCCCCACAUGCACGGCCACGCCAUGGAACUCGGCUACGCGGCGAUCAAGGACGUGAAGAACCCACGGAUCCUGGACGUUGGAGCUGGCUCGGGCUAUUUGACGGCGUGUCUGGGUCGCAUGGUGGAAGACAGAGGCGGCCACGUGUUCGGACUGGAGAUCGUCCCGGGGCUCGUGCAGUUCGCCAAGAAGAACAUCCAGAUGGCCGACGGCGACCUGAUGGAUCGAGGGAUCGUGUCCGUGCGCUACCACAACGGGUGGGACGGACUGCCGAACGAAGCUCCGUUCCACUACAUCCACGUGGGCGCUGCAGCCGAAUCCCCGCCUCAGAACCUCAUGGAGCAGCUCGCGGACGGCGGACGCCUCGUGCUGCCGCUGGACGAGCCGCGCGGCGGCCAGAUCUUCGUGGAGAUCAUGCGACAUGGCAUCAACUUCUCGCAGCGCCGACUGUUUGGCGUCUGCUACGUGCCGCUCGUGAGAGAGCGCAAGCUCAGCUGA